UAUUGUAUUUUAUAUAAAUAUACUGUCUUUAAGUUUCGUUUCAGUCUUUUUCUUUCUGUACUUGUACUGCCUUGCUUAAUUUUAAUUAAUAUUCUCUCUUUCUUGUUUGUGCUUAAUUGAUUCUAUCAAUCAAGCUUAAGGGUUUUUGCAUCUGUUCCAUAUUCUCUCCACUAACCUCAUCACACUUCCCCCAUCGCCUGACGAUGAUCAUCUUUGGGCUACAUCUUCAUCACCUCUGUAACUCCUAGCUACUGCUCUCUCUCUCUCUCUCCCCCAAACUUCUCUCAUCAACUUCCGGCCGCUCUCUCUUUUUUCCUGUGUUGUGUGAGUAUAUGAGUAUUAUUAGGUUAUAGAAGCUUGCUUUGCUUCUUUUCUUUUUCAUCUUCUUCUACCCCUUGAUGUGUUGUGCGAGUAUAUUAUGAGCUGUAUGCAUAUACAUAUGCCUUUGACUUCUUGAUCUCAAAUUCUCAAACCAAAGAGAACAAGGAAAGAAAAAAAAUAAGUAGCUUGUCUUUACAUACUCUUCUUGUUAAUUUCUCUCUUCCUUGUUACAAUUCCUUAAAUUUGAUCGACAAUUGCCACUCUGGCUAACCCCUGGUGGAGUGGUAACUUGGGGCUGCCGGGCAUGGACUCGGCAGCCACCAAUUCGGCCGCACUCAACAAGCAGCGCGAGCUCGAAAUAUCCAUCAACGAAAACAACAGCGGCAGAAGCAGCGGCGGAGAUGAAGACAGAGACCAAGAUGAGCCCAAAGAAGGAGCAGUCGAGAUUGGAUCCCGCAGGCCAAGAGGCCGCCCUCCGGGAUCCAAAAACAAGCCCAAACCCCCCAUCUUCGUCACCCGGGACAGCCCCAACUCCCUCCGCAGCCACGUCAUGGAGGUGGCCGGAGGCGCUGACGUGGCGGAGAGCGUGGCCCAGUUUGCGAGGCGGCGGCAGAGAGGGGUGUGUGUCCUCAGCGGGAGUGGCUCAGUGGCGAAUGUAACGCUCAGACAACCUGCGGCGCCUGGAGCUGUUGUGGCACUACAAGGAAGGUUUGAGAUUUUGUCUCUGAGUGGUGCCUUCCUGCCCGGGCCCGCCCCUCCCGGAUCGACAGGGCUGACGGUGUACUUGGCGGCCGGGAACGGGCAGGUGGUUGGGGGCAGUGUGGUGGGGUCACUUGUGGCAGCAGGGCCAGUGAUGGUGGUGGCAGCAACAUUUGCAAAUGCUACAUAUGAGAGGCUGCCUCUUGAGGAAGAUGAAGAAGGAGGAGGAAGUGGAGGAGGAGGGCAUAACAAUGGGGGUUCAGGGAAUUCUCCAACUGGGGGAGGGAGCAGUGGGGCCCAGUUGGGGAGUGGAGGGCAUCAGCAUCAGCAGCAGCUGCCUGACCCUUCAUCUGGAGGGCUGCCUAAUAUUUACAGUCAUCAUCUGCCUCCAAAUCUGAUCCCAAAUGGUGGCCAUGGACAGCUUGGCCAUGAAGCCUAUGCUUGGGCAAGACCACCUUACUGAAACUUGGAGGACAAGAUCAAAAUUGAAGCCUGUGCUUCCAUUUUGUUGUAUUGAAAUAUAUAAAUCUUAGAAAGGAGUUAUAGAGAGAGAGAGAGAGCAAGAGAGGGAGAGAUGUGAAUUAAGAACACUAGAAGAGAGAAAACUUUGGGUGUCUUCUGGAUGUUAUAGUAUAAAAGCUAGCUAGCUCAACUUCUUCUUUUGAGUUAAUUUACUGCCUUUUGAUGAUCAGUUUGCAAUGAAAAAGAUAAUAAUUGAUGCAACUCUAAUUUUCAAUUGGGGUUCUGACCUUUUAAUUUA
This is a messenger RNA of Prunus avium (sweet cherry), 1780 nucleotides long. The record is from RefSeq and is a predicted model, not a curated record. Lineage: Eukaryota; Viridiplantae; Streptophyta; Magnoliopsida; Rosales; Rosaceae.